CCGGGCAUGCGCAGCAGCCGCGGAACAUGGCGGCGGCGGCGUGAGGCGGGGGAAUGCAGAGCGGCUUGACAGGACACCGCCGACUCGCGUCCCACCCGCCCGGAAACUGUUGUGCUGAAAGGAAGAAUUAACUGGUCUUUCAACUUCAGCCUUUUUAUUGUGAGAGGGGAGAUCACAGAAGUGUUACCAUGGGGAGAACAGCAGCUAAAGAUUCAAAGAAUAUUAAAAAAGAGAAAGAUGGAAAGAAUCAACAGGGAAACAACCCGUCUUUAAAAAGUGAGCAGUUUAAUUGGGACGAUUAUCUGAARGAGACUGACUCAGUAGCUGCCCCUCUGCAUUGUUUCAGACAGUCCAGAAUUCCCCCAGUGAACGAUUUCAAGGUUGGGAUGAAGCUGGAAGCCCGCGAUCCUCGCAACGUCACCUCGGUUUGCAUCGCCACGGUGAUCGGGAUCACGGGGGCCAGGCUCCGGCUGCGGCUCGAUGGCAGUGACAACAAGAAUGAUUUCUGGAGGCUCGUGGAUUCCUCUGACAUCCAGCCCAUUGGAACCUGUGAGAAGAAAGGGGGCAUGCUCCAACCUCCCCUGGGGUUCCAGAUGAAUGCAUCCUCUUGGCCAAUGUUUCUCUUGAGAACUCUCAAUGGAGCUGAAAUGGCACCUGCAGCAUUCUUUAAGAAGGAACCACCAAAACCUGUGCCCAACUGCUUUAAAGUUGGAAUGAAACUUGAAGCUAUAGAUAGAAAGAACCCGUACUUGAUUUGCCCAGCAACCAUUGGAGAUGUUAAAGGAGAUGAAGUUUUUGUUACGUUUGAUGGCUGGAGAGGAGCGUUUGACUAUUGGUGCAGGUGUGAUUCUCGAGAUAUUUUCCCAGUCGGGUGGUGUAGCUUGACAGGAGAUGCAUUACAGCCACCAGGGAACAAUGUUUCCAUUCCAAAGAGCAGUGCAAAAAUGCAAUCCUCCCCUUGCAAAGUGAGCCGGCGUUCAAUGCAGUCUCCACAGAAAUCUGCUCCAGCACCAGCGCAGCGGGGCAGGAAACCAGGGCGGGCCAAACCCCCUGGACASUCUGCAGUUCCCAAGAAGGGCAGGUCUCCUAAAAAUAUCCCCCUGACAAAAAGCACUUCUCAUACUGAAAACCUUAAAACAAGGAAAAAAAGUUUAAAACCUGGAAAAAAGAAAAAAAUGUUGCCAGAACAACUGACUCCUACAUCUCCUGCUCCUCAGUCAUCUCCUGAGGGGGACAAUGGCACUCUGCAGAUACUUAAAGAUGGACUGAGUUUGUCUGGUGCMACUGCAGCAGUUAUAUCCACAGUGUGUGUUUAUGUGAACAAACAUGGGAAUUCUGGGCCUCACCUGGACAAGAAGAAGGUUCAGCAGCUUCCAGAUCACUUUGGACCMGGUCCUGUCAAUGUGGUCCUUCAGCAGGCAGUACAGGCUUGUGUGGAUUGUGCCUAYCAAGCCAAAACAGUCUUUGGAUUUCUGAAAUCUGGCCACCAUGGAGGGGAAAUGAUAACUGCUUCCUUUGAUGGGGARAAGCAUGCCAUCAAUCUUCCUUCUGUAAACAGUGCAUCAUUUGUCUUACGCUUCUUGGAGAAGCUGUGCCACAGUCUGCAGUGUGAUAAUCUGUUCAGCAGCCAGCCCUUCAGCCCUUACAGGGGCUGUGCACACAGUCCCAUGGAAUAUGAGAGGAAUAAGCCAGCCAAAGAAGAAAUACCUGAAAACAGGAGAGCUAAACGAUACUGUCAGGACUCUCCACCAUAUACUGCUCCUCUUUCUCCUAAGCUUCCCAGAAAUGAUGCUCAUCCAUCUGAAGCAGAAACAUUGCCUAUAGAGGAAAACAGCACUUGCAAAGAGCACCGAUUUUCUGAGGACUCUAUGGAUUCUGCACUUAAUUCUGUAAAUCCGUCCAACCCAACCUGUCGAAGUUCCACGGAGUGCCGCACUUCAGGAAAUGCUGCAUAUUACAGAAAUUCCCAUCAGCCGGCAACUGCCACCUCCAACCCAGCCCCGGUGCUGCCCAGGCUGUCCCUGAGCUCCGCUGGGAGCAGCGGGCACUGCAGGAGCCGGCUGCACUGGAGGAUUGAAGCGGCAAGUUCCACAACUGGACCGGAUUUGAAUGCACUGAAAAGGGAACCUUCCAGAAUAUCAAAUAAGGAUCCAUCCACUUGGUCAAUAGAGGAAGUUGUACGUUUUGUGAAAGAAGCUGAUCCACGGGCAUUGGCUCCACAUGCAGAACUCUUCAGGAGACAUGARAUCGAUGGGAAGGCACUUCUCUUACUGAGGAGUGAUAUGAUAAUGAAAUACAUGGGACUGAAGCUGGGRCCUGCCCUGAAGUUGUGCUACCACAUUGAACGACUUAAACAAGGCAAGUUCUAGCCCGUGAGCAGCACCAGCAGCCGGGUUGGGGUCACCCCGAGCUCUCAUUUCACAAACAUCGCUGCAUUUCAGACUCCUGCUGAUGGAAACCUUGSUUUGUGAAAGUGCUCUGGAAAUAACAGAGAUGUUCAGGAUAAAGGGAGGGAGGGGUUUGUAUUACACUCUUGUAUUUUUGCAAACAAAGUUGGCAGGGAAGGACAGUUGGUGAUGCUGGGUGUGGACAGGUCUGAAUCCUGAAUUUCUGAAUCCUGAAAAGUGCAUUCUUUGUUACAGCUUCAGCCAACGUGUUCAKAUCCACAACCAAAACAGCUGAAUCCCAAAGGGAAAGAAUAAAUUAAACCAGCAUCAGGUGUUAAUAAUUUUUACAGGGGUGGCUGUAAACUUUUAUAUUGCAAGAAAAACUUAAAAUAGAAGAUCUCAUCUCUGCAGUGAAUAUUCUGGUCUUUCAGAAGAGAGGAAGGUUUAUGGAAGAGAGGGCUUAAUACAAAUAGAAGCUUUUAUAAAGUGUGAUUAUCAGUCCUUUGGGAAGUUCUGAGGACAGAUGUACCAUAUAUUGUCAAUUUAGGCAGGCAAUAAAUAUUUCUGUUUCAUGGAAGGUUGUAUUGGCUGUAUAAACAGCCAUUUCUGGGACAGACUGGUUUCACUGGAACAAUGCAUCCACAUUUUAAACAUUCCAUCUUUUCUCUAAGUUUGGCAUGGAUUUGUGUGUUCAUGCUUUUUAUAUGUACACGUGUAUGUGUCAGGGAAAUACACACUAUUUAAAUAUGAAAAUAGGCAUACACACUGUACAUAUACAUUCCGUUUUUUUAAUGUGUACUUUGCACUGUGCCAGAGAGAACUGGACCAUUUCUUGUUUUUUUACCAGUAAAUUUAGUUAUGUAUUACUUUCAUUAGCACCUGUUUAAUUUGUUGUUGGAGUCAGAAGGUGACAAACAAUCAAAAGGUGUCUUUAUUCACAGGCAAGAUCCCUGUACUAUGCAAUACUCUUGGUUAUUCMUCCCUUAACUCUGAGCCAUAUAUUCUGAUAUAUUUUUGGAAAGACACAUUUGGUUCCAACGUUUUGGGUUUAUAUUUCCUGUGAGGAAGUGCUACUAUGUAACUGAUAAACCUUUUUUGGGUAAAAUUGGUGCUGUUURUAUAAGCUGCAAAAAUGAGUGGUGAUAAUAAAACAGUUUGUUUUCACUGCCAGUUGUAAAAUUCAUCAGGGACAAAAAAAAUACUUUCUGUUUAGGAAAUUGAAUGUACUGUAUGUAAUAGUCAAGUGAUAAAAAMUGUUUGUUAGGGAAGGUGUAGUCCUAAAAUUAUAGGAUUUAUUAUAUUUCUUAAUGCCUUUUUAUAUGAAAGCAUAUAGUAUAAAUGUAUUUUUUACAAAUUCCUUUUUUUUGAAAAUGCCUUUCUUUACCCACAGUCUGAUUCUUAUCAGAUUUCAGCAGAGCAACUGCUGCAAAACAGUGAAUUUAGUGACUCACAAGUCCAAGUAUUUUGUUAAUUUAAGUGACUGCAAUGCAAUUUCAAUUCAAGUCAUUUGGGCUCUGAGAAUUGUUUUUGUUAUUACAUCAUUAGACAUUUGACACUGAAGUUUAUCUGUAUCGAUUUGUUUUGCAUAUCUUUUGUGGUGCAUGUAUGCUUAGAUGAAUAAUAUAGGCAUGCUCUGGAUAGUGAGAGAAGGUCAGAACAUUGAUUGAAGAAACAGAAUAUUUUCUCUUUGUGUUAGAAGAAUACUGACUUAACUUUAAUAUGGUUACACCAAAAAUCAUAUAUUGAGGAAAGCAUCAUGCCCACAUGCUCAGUAUAUUGUUUAUACAUUUAUAAAGUUGUAUGCUACUUCAUCUGUGGUUUAUUAUGCUGAAUUUGGGUUCUGCAGUAUAAAAAGAUGUUGUACAAUUUAGGUGGAAGUAAUGACGGAAAACAGUUUUCAUUUUUUGCAUUGCCCUUGGCWUAAGAAAAACAAAGAUGUUUAAAUUUUCUGUUUGGCCUUUAUGGAAUGASAUUUUUGUACAUGGCACUAUAAUGGGUAUAAAUAUUUGUUGAAGCCUUYCUGUGCACCCAUGUGCACAAAGAUAACUGUGAUGUUGAUUCUGAUACCAGAACUCUGUGUGCUGUAGUGUGAGAUUGAAGCAUUCAGUGUUACACCAGAUUAUAUUUUUUAUUCUUUAUUUUCAAUGGGAUGUUCUUAUCUAGCAAGAAAAAUAAAAUAGUUUGUUCACUGUUGUAACUGUUGGUUCUGUUUGAUGCUGUGUGGAUGUGCUCUGUGUGGGCAAUGUGGCAGUUCUUGAAAGCCAUGGAAACAUCUGAUCUAAGGAGGUUUUAAUGAAAAGGGUAAGAUCAUUCCACCAUUGUUCAUCUGAAGCAAUUAAUGUUGAACUUGUGUUGUUCUGUGCUUUCAAAAUAAGAACUUACCUGGUUACUCAACUGUUUAGUUUUGGAUAUUCAUUUUGCAACUCAGAACUUAGAGAAUUCUGAUAUAACCACUGAGGGGAAGAGACUGAUGAAAACUGUUUGUCCUUUGUUCAGAGAAAGACACAAAGUUUUUUAAAUCAAAGCAGUUAAUGGCAGUAAGUUUGAACU
This is a messenger RNA of Malurus melanocephalus (red-backed fairy wren), 4937 nucleotides long. RefSeq names its product Scm polycomb group protein like 2 (gene SCML2). The coding region runs from base 189 to 2369 and encodes 726 amino acids. Gene Ontology annotation, cellular component: nucleus. NCBI's taxonomy places the organism in Eukaryota, Metazoa, Chordata, Aves, Passeriformes, Maluridae. The record is from RefSeq and is a predicted model, not a curated record. Gene Ontology annotation, molecular function: protein binding. The transcript is spliced from 15 exons. Gene Ontology annotation, biological process: regulation of DNA-templated transcription.